Messenger RNA from Scomber scombrus (Atlantic mackerel), 4950 nucleotides. RefSeq names its product A-kinase anchor protein 7-like. NCBI's taxonomy places the organism in Eukaryota, Metazoa, Chordata, Actinopteri, Scombriformes, Scombridae. The record is from RefSeq and is a predicted model, not a curated record. Gene Ontology annotation, cellular component: cytosol. Gene Ontology annotation, molecular function: protein kinase A regulatory subunit binding. Bases 402 to 1961 code for a protein of 519 amino acids. The transcript has 11 exons.
UCCAAAGAUGAGCGUGGAAAUAAAUGUUGUUUUCAGCUUUUUCUUUGUACUUUUUUAUUGAAAAAGAAUGCCACCGAUUAGUUUAUUCAACCAUUAGACAAUGACAAGUUAUCAAUAUUUAAAUCUCCGUUAGUUUAGAAAAUUAGCAGCUAGUUUGCUAACAGUUAGCUAACUUAGCGGAGCAGAUGUUUGGCAGCAUGGCUGAUUGAUUCAUUUCAACAGGUGUCAACGACAAGGUAGCAAAGUCUUCAGGUUUUACAUCCGUAACUGUCCUGAAAGUAGUUGAAGGCUAAUAUGUUCUUGCUAGAUGAGCUAUAAUUAGCCGUAGUGUCCUUUUAAGUGACGUUAGCUAGCUUUUAACGUCAACCAUACGUCAGUAAAACUUUGGUCACACUUGUGUCAUGCUCCUCGGCCGCGUCCUGCUGAGCCUCAGGUCGACGUGUUCAAGAAGUGUUUGUUUCCAGAAGAUUUUUGCCGGUAAUGACCGAUCAGUUCCCAGGCUGAAUCACAUUCAUAUUUAUUUAAGUUACUGUCAUAGACACAUAAACGCGCUUAAUCCAUCUGCACACCGGAGCAGUCUCAAGGCUGUAGCACUGUCCUGUCUGCAUCAAGUAACCGUGUAUGACAUGCAGCCUGCCAGUAUCUCCUAUGGCAAAGAGACUACUGCUGUUUCAACAAAUGAUGAUGAUGAUGAUGAGGGCGGUGGUGGUCAUGAAGAUGCUGUAGGACAGGAGAGGGGUGUAGACGUUGAGGAGUUACGGAAGAUGAUGAUGGUGACUCCAGACCUGGUGGGUGCAGCCAGCAUGGAGGUCCAACAAGAGGUGACUGACACUGGAGCCUCCACACUGUCAGGAUCAAGUGAAAAAAAGACUAAGAGGAAGACGAGGAGGGAAAAGAGAAAGCUGAUGAAGAAAAAACUCAAAUCAGCUGAAACUUCAGACAGUUUAAUGUCGGAGCUUCCAUUUGCUCUGACCAGCCCAACUGCAUGGAAGGAACUUGGAUUCUCCAGCCAAGAAUCAACCCAGAAGAAGAGAAAGAGGAAGAGAGGUGACAGUGGAGGGCAAGUGGACAGUGAGGAAGGUGCAGACAAGAAGAAAAAAAUGAAAGAGAGCAAACGUCCCAACUACUUUGUCUCCAUCCCUAUCACUAACACACAGAUCAGCUCAGCUGUGUCUGAGGUCCAAGAGGCGAUACUUCAGCAGGAACCCCAAUUGACCAAAGCCAUGAUCCCUGUCCCAACUCUCCACAUCACGCUAUUAGUCACUCAUCUCGCCAAUCAGGAGCAAGUUGACCUGGCAGCGGCCGUGCUGGCCCAAGUCGAGCCGUCAUUGGAUAAGCUGCUGGGGGGGCAGGAUCUGGUGCUGCCCUUCUCAGGGAUCAGUCAUUUCAGGAAGGAGAUCGUGUUUGUUGGCCUGGUCCCUGGACAACAUAGACACACACUGGACAGCGUGGCAGAGUUGUUGCGCAGCCGCUUUGAGGAGCAGGGUCUAAUGCAAGGAGACAAUCGUGGGUUUGAACCCCACCUCACCAUUAUGAAGUUAUCCAGAGCAUCAAAACUAAGAUCUCAGGGUAUAAAGCGCGUGGACCCAGCCCUUUACUCCAGCUAUACAAACAGAUUUUUUGGAGACCAAACAGUGGAGCGGGUGGAUCUUUGUUCCAUGUUGAAAAAGAAGCAACAAGACGGAUAUUACCAUACAGAGACUUCACUACAGCUUGCUUUGACUCCACUCCAUGCCAAACGCCACUCAAGUGGGCGUCAUCGGUCUGCGCCUGAUGAGGCGGAGCUCCUGAGGGUCAGCAGGCGAUUGGUCGACGACGCUGUCAAUCGCGCCUUGCAACAAUACAAACAGGAAACACUUCAAAAUGGGGGCGGGCCGAACGUGCAGCCACCUGGAAACACUGAGGAAACUGCAACAAAGACGGACACUACAGCUAACUCCACCACAGACAACAGGAAGUGACAUCAUUGGUCUGAGGCACAGAGACUGAAAAACCAGCCGCCCAGAAAACAUCAGCCAGGCCUGGCUAGAAAAGUCAGUAAGCCCUCGGCUCAAAGCCUGAACCAGCCAACCAGUCAGCCCAGUAUGCUGACUAGCUAACCAAGCUAGCCAAUGCCAACGGCUAGCCAGUCAUGCUAGCUAUCUGCCCCGAACCUAGCUUGAAACAGUGCUAGUUAAAUACAUAAUGUAGCUCGAGAUCAACGCUAGGUGACCAUCCCAAACAGGCCAGCUAGCUAAGCCUACUAGUUAACUCAGUAAGUCUGAUGUCCGAGGAUCCGAGGACGCGUCCCUCAGCUGUGGGUCUAUGUUUGCACGUCAGACCCAGAAAACAUAUGUGAAGCACUCCUCUAGAGACACAUGUGCACAUGUAAGGUUCACUGUGACCUGUCAUUUACAAACUGCCCUUUUAGACUAACUAAUAUGUAAUGUUUGGUAGAUAAUUUGAUUUACUGUUUGGUUUGUCCUUGUGAAAAAAAAGAAAGAAAAUGUUCCUUUUUUUCUAAACUUGGUUGUUUAAGGUGAAGAAAAUUCUUACUUCUCUUUGAGCAUCUGUUUUAUUUGGGCAAACCAGUGUUUGUCUUCAUAGACAAAAGAGUCUUGACUGGUUGGAUUCUUCAGACUUCAGUAUGAACUUCAGCUUGUUGGACUUGGUCUGUGUAAAUUUUUGUCAUACUGUUUGUAUUUUGCAGCGAGUUUGGGUUCAAAGCACUUUCAGUUCAUCCACUUCAGGAAACUUCCAGCAUUUUAUUUAACUUUUUAAGAUAUCUGUCUGCAUGCCAAACUGCAGUUCUGCCUGUUUUCUACAUUUAUAGAAAGUGAUCUGGCCCCAGCCACGCUUUAAGUAUCGUAUAUUACUGUUGUGUUAGCCAAGUGUGUCCUACAGGGGCAGCAUUAAGACAAUCAUCAAAUUAAGAUAAAUUCAAUGAUAAGCUCUGAAUUUACUGUUUGAAACACAAACGAAAGUGACACCAGUUUUUUGUUUGGGUCGACAAACACCCCUGCACAUACAGACCGUGCAUAAGCUUGAUAUCCCUUUGUCACAUGUAUUUAUCUCCAGUAAUGACACUAAUUAGUCUGUUUACAAAAAGUGUCAGACACUAAUUUGGGGAUACUAAAAAUGUAACACUGCUACAAUACACUAUGAGUUGUCAAGAACGCAGUUUUAUUCCAAUAAUGCCAAAAGCUCCAUUAAUGUGUCAUUUAAAACUGUCAGAUUUUAAAUGUGACAGGCUAUUCUGCUGUUAGACACAGGCAUUACAUUCAUCACUAAGCUUCCUGUCUGAUCAUGCAUAAAUGUACUUUUAUAAUUAUUUAGUUUUACGCAUAAUAUAUUCUCAGUUUUCCUCUGUGAAAUGAGUUUAAAGCGGCAGCAGACCGCACAGAUGAUUUAUUUUCUCUUUUAAAUCCAUUCUGUGGUUUCUGUACAGUCGACUUAAAGUCUGCAACACAGACUGUUGGAGGCUAAGUGUUUGUUGGGAGUAUUUAUGCUGACUAGUAGUACUGUAGAUGUAAGAUCAGUUAAAGCCAAGCCGACUAUGGACGCCGUCAUUCAGAUGGUAAUGCUGAUGUCGGGAGGUCAACUCAGACAAUCGCUGCUGUCGGCUGAAAACCCUCCAGCUCUUAAUUUCAGUGUCUUCCAUCUUUCUUUUUUUUUCUAAACUUGAAAAUGAAAUUGGCCUUUUGUGCGCUGGGUGUGACCUCAUAGCUCAUACAUCUAUUCUAGCCAUUCACAAAACACGUGGGCAUCAUUGUGAAAUUAAGGGAGAUUGUCUGGGUUUGUUAAAAAACGUGACAUCCUGAAGAUGAGGGUUUCAACUGACAGCAACAUGAUGAUACAGCUGAUGAAGGUGAUUGAUUUACGCUGAAAUUAAAUGUUAUUUUAUCCUUUGUUUUAAACUAUUUAUUUGCUUUGCGGUUGCAGCAGAACGGCUUCCCUGUUCGAUAAAGUAAUUUUUUGUGAACAAAAAAAUAUAUAUUUUAGUUUUAAAUGAGAGUAAGAACACUCAUUCUGCAUUUGAAGGUGGAAAAAAAAAGCACAACAUUUAUUAAUUUCUGUUUUUCUUUUAUGAAUUUCUGUCUUUUGGUUUCAAUUUUCAGAGAGCAGGUAAAUAUAUACAAGCUGUUAAAAUCCAAUCACCUUUGUAAAAAGUGGCCUUCAGUCACUAAAGUAGUUUGAUGUGAUUUUUGUUUUCUUGUAAGUGCUCAUGGUGACAAUGCAAAGGUGACCAUUUUAGCCAACAUUGGUGAUUGGGUGAUGAUGGCUUAUUGUGCUGUGAGAUUUGCCAAAGUCUCUUAAAUGUUAACCUGUGGCUACAGAGUUGGAUUCUUGAGUUAAAUGUUAAAAACAAAAAAAAACAUCCACCAUAAAGCAGAAUUUGUUAUUUCUGGUAUAAGUUAAAUCAAUUUUCUGUGUACAUGAACACAGAGAAACUCUGAUUUUCAGCCACAUGAGGCUUGUUUCCCUCUAGUACGAACAGAUGUGAGCUGGAAAAUGUGCUCUCAUCCCUGUGAAACCCACUUAAGUCCUGCCACAGCGGGCUCAUUGAAAUGUCAAUAACAAAGGUGAAUUCUGUCUUAGAGGUGGACUUUGAACAUUUUCGUUUUGAUCUUUUACUGUCACCAGAUCCUUAAUCUCCUUAAAAUCCCCUUUAAUACACACAUUGUCCUGUUGGCUUGUAUGGUUAGUCUGUUCAUCUGUCUGUGAGUGUAUGUGUGUGUAUGAAUUCACACGGUGUGUCUGUGGGAUAUUUGAUCAGCGGUUCCCCAGAGAAAUUCUUCUCUCUCAUCAAUCAUGACGAUUAGGAGCUGUGUGCGUGUGUGAACAUCUGUCUUUUUUGUUUGUUUUUCAUUUUAUCCGUGUGUAUGUCAGAAUGCGUGGGUGCAUUGUUUGUACCGUAUUGUAUAUCUUGUUCUGCCAUGUUUGAACAAUAAACCAGGAUAUGAAAUUCAA